CCUCUACUACUAAUAAAAAUCGGAUGAACAAAUCGCACUACUCUUCUCUCUCUCUCUCUCUAGAUCUCGAUCCCCUGACACUCACUCCUCCAUCCACAACCCAUAAAACUACUACUAGGGUUUUCCGACACACACGACGAUGCUACUCCGAAGCUCAUCGACGCCGAUUCUUAACUCAUGGCUGCCCCACUCCAAGGAUUCCUCAGCUACCUCGCCCCUGUCCGAGGUUUCCCUCCCGAUCCCAAAGUCCAAACCGGUUUCCCCGAUCUCAUUCAACGGCGAGAGAUCGGCCAGUUUUAAGAUGACGAGAGCCGUGUCGGAGAGCGAUCUGAGAGACCUGUCCGUAGUACCCAUGAUGAAGCUGUUUAGUAACAAGAGCGGUGUUUCUGCGAACGGGUUCUCGGUGGAGGAGGAGGAGAGGGAGGCGGGUUCGGAGUCGAUGUCGGAGUCGUUGGACCGGGUGUUGCAGUUGGGAUCUGGGUUGGAUGGUGGAGGCGGCGGUGGGUGUUGGAUUGGCGGUGGUGAAGGUGGUGGUGGUGGAGGAGGAUCGGGCGGUGAUGGGUAUGAAGAGGAUGGUGGGGAUAAUAAGAAAAGAGGGAUUGGGACUAGUACGGAUGUGUAUUAUGAGAAAAUGAUUGAGGCUAACCCUGGGAAUCCUUUGAUUCUUGGCAAUUAUGCAAGAUUCUUAAAAGAGGUCAGAGGUGACUUCGAAAAGGCCGAAGAGUACUGUGGGAGAGCAAUAUUGGCAAACCCAAGUGAUGGGAGUGUUCUAUCACUCUAUGCUGAUUUGAUAUGGCAGACUCAUAAGGAUGCCCCUCGGGCCGAGAGUUACUUUGAUCAAGCUGUUAAAGCCGCCCCUGAUGACUGUUAUGUUAUGGCUUCAUAUGCGCGGUUUCUUUGGGACACCGAGGAGGAAGAAGAAGAAGAGGAAGAAGAAAACAAUAGUUUCGACCAGAUUGAAAAUAGCAGCAGUAUCAAUCUAUCACCACCAAGUUUCUUUCAUGGAGUCCCUCCUCAACCCCCUCCUAUUGCUGCUGCAUCUUAAGGAAUCAUCUCAGUUCGUCUCAUCUUCUUGUAUAAUACUAGCUAAUGUAACUUACUGACCUUUUUUUUUUUUUUUUUUUUUUCGCGGUAUCCUUUCUUUCUUCCUGUCCUGCUCUUUUCUUCAGUUUUGUAUAGUAGUAGUUAUUCUCCAAUUAAAGAAUAGCUAUGUUUUUCUUCGGUUGUCUCACCUGUAAGAAAUGAAAUAAGUGAUGAAUAUCAAUUUUCGCGCUA
Rhododendron vialii is the source of this 1275-nucleotide messenger RNA. RefSeq lists its product as uncharacterized. Bases 140 to 1045 code for a protein of 301 amino acids. Gene Ontology annotation, molecular function: protein binding. The record is from RefSeq and is a predicted model, not a curated record. The transcript is spliced from 3 exons. NCBI's taxonomy places the organism in Eukaryota, Viridiplantae, Streptophyta, Magnoliopsida, Ericales, Ericaceae.